Messenger RNA from Salvia miltiorrhiza (redroot sage), 1923 nucleotides. Its product is annotated as SKP1-like protein 21. The coding region runs from base 351 to 1478 and encodes 375 amino acids. The transcript is spliced from 10 exons. Gene Ontology annotation, cellular component: cytoplasm; nucleus. Gene Ontology annotation, molecular function: cullin family protein binding. Lineage: Eukaryota; Viridiplantae; Streptophyta; Magnoliopsida; Lamiales; Lamiaceae. The record is from RefSeq and is a predicted model, not a curated record. Gene Ontology annotation, biological process: SCF-dependent proteasomal ubiquitin-dependent protein catabolic process.
ACAGACACACACACAAACACGCAGAGCGACAGAUAUAUCGACUGUUUGCGUCUAAUAUCCAUAGAUUUCUUUCACUCAAAAACAAUUAAACACAGAAAUAAUAUUAUCCCGUUUAUAACCGUAACUCUGUGUACAUCUCCAUUUUGUAUGUAAUUAUUAAUCCAUCUUCUGCGCGACCGCCAUUUCCACAAUUCAAAGCUUCGGUUUAGCACGAACUGUUUUCUUUUUUUUCACCAUUUUCCAAUUUCAGGUGCGGGUGUAAAUUAUCUCCUCCGUGUCUACGUGAAUAACGAGGUAAGAUAGCUUGAAGUUUCUUAUCUUGACUUCCCAUUGUUGCAAUUUUGAGUGCAAUGACGGAAGCUGAUAGUGAAAUUAUAAAACCGGAGAUGCUAAAGGCGUAUGUGUGGCUUCAAACUUCUGAUGGUUCAAUACAGCAAGUAGAGCAAGAAGUUGCCAUGUAUUGCCCAUUUAUAUGUCAAGAAAUUCAUUCUGGCAUGGGAUCUUCGAAGAAUUAUCCCAUCUCUCUUCCUUCACGUGUCAAUCCUUCCAUGCUGAGCUUGAUACUUGAUUACUGCCGAUUCCAUCAAGUACCAGGACGUUCCAACAAGGAGAGGAAGUCCUUUGAUGAGAAGUUUGUUCGAAUGGAUACUAAAAGGCUUUGUGAACUGACAUCUGCUGCUGACAGCCUGCAGCUGAAGCCACUGGUUGAUCUCACUAGUCGGGCUCUUGCACGAGUAAUUGAAGGGAAGACUCCAGAAGAGAUCCGAGAGAUAUUUCAUCUCCCUGAUGAUCUUACAGAGGAGGAAAAGUUGGAACCUAUCAAAAACACCAUGGAUGAUCCGAGGAUUCGGCUAUUGAAUAGAUUAUAUGCUAGGAAGAGGAAAGAAUUGAAAGAAAGAGAGAGGUUGAAGGUGAUCACGUCAUUGUUUUUACCGUGUGAUAAUGUUGAGAUUGAAGAGGAACGUGGGGAUGAGCGUUCAGUUGAUGACUUGUUAUCAUUUAUUAACGGAGGCGGUGAAGAUUCCAAGGGGACUAGAACUUCUAAGAAUAAAAAGAAGAGCCGUAAAAGGAAAGAUCUCAAGGCUGCUUCUACAAACUGCACUAGUACUUCAAACAAUACCUCUUCUUCAAGCAAUGAUGUAGAUUUGAACAAGAAGGAAACAAAUGAGCUUCAUUCCGAGUCUGGUAAUCCUUCAUUACAUAACAAGCUUCUUAAUGAUGUUUGUAAUGCAACUAAGUUGCUCGACAUUGAAGAUGACGGAUUAGCUGCUGAAGAUGAGUUUGAUGGGAUUGAUCCUGCAUUAAAAGAAAAACUUGAUAGGGAAGUGGAAGACUUUGCGAGAAGGUUAAAUUCAGAUUGGCCAGAAAUAAUGCAAGAGAUUCUUUCUCGAGGUCAGGAGAGAAGACCGUUACCGUUAACAGUCAAUGGAAAUGGUUCCUUGAGGAGAUAUACAAGCUCAGAUCAGCGCCAUAAAUGAUACCCCGGAAACGCCUAUGGGCUUCAAAACAGACAACUGACCAGGAAAAAAAAAAAGAAAAUGGUUGGCACGCGACAGACAGGUUGGUUGUGGCGUCCAAACUUCGACUCAGAGUGGGAAUGACAUUCGAGUUCAUCGGGAAAUUUUUUGACAUUGUUAGAGAUUCAAUUUUGACAUUUGAGUUGACCUCGACAGCAAACAAUAAGGGAAAGGACGCGCUUUCAAGAUGCCGAUACCAGCCAAUUUUGCUUCUCUCUUCGUCUUUUUUCUUCGCUUUCAAGUUGACCUACUGACUGUUGGUUGUCAUAAUUUUAUCUCUUGUUGUACCAACCAAUUUGGAUUAGAGAUCAUAUUACUGGGAAGUCAACAGCCAAGUGAGUUGAAGUGUUGUAAAUAUCAACAGGGUUUGAUGGUUUCUUUUAAUUAUUGAAAGUAAGUUAAUCCC